AGGAUGGAUUCUGAUUGGAUGUCAAUAUUUAUAUCGUUCAUCAGCUGGAAAAAAAAUCAUUCUGAAAGUGAUUCCUAUGAUACCGUUUCUCUAUGCCUUCAUCGUUAUUGUUGUAGUAUGGACUCUGUUAUUCUUUAAUAUUGAGAACGAUUUUUAGAACUAUAUAGUUAUCGUUAUCAUUAUAGUUAUCGUGCUUGGUGUGAAUGGGCCUUUAAACAUUAUUUUGAGUACAAGUGAUAUUAAUAGGGCAUUCUUUAAUUAUGCUAUUGUUGUUAUUUAUUACUAUCAAAUAUUUAAUAUAAAUGAGAUAAACAAUUAAUCCCUAUUUAGGGCAGUUUAUUUAGUUAUUUAUGUAUUAUGCUUACUGAUUUGCAUUUAAUAAUGUAACUGUCUUUAUUUCUUUCUGUGUGUGUCUGUCCCUAUCUUUCCUGUCCAUAUCUUUAUAUGCUUUACUAAACCCUUUAUCUUGCUUAUUUCAUUUACAUUAAUUUUAUCCUUUCAUUUCCAAACUGAUAACUGGCCUGCCACAUCAAAUGCUGCUGCACUGCUUGCUGCUUUGCUUGCUCGCACUAUAAACUGCAAGAUGCAAAUUCAGAUCUGCUUCUAACCCUUACGCAACUACGCCUAGCUUGCUUAGCAUCUUUGAAAAAAAAGGCCAGAACCCUCAAUUUUUGAUCUACGACCAUCUAUGAUUCUGGAAAACUUGAUACACUGUUAAUACUUGAUACACUAUUUAUACUUGAUACCACAAAGAUUUACACCCAAUCUUACAACCUGAAAAAAUCAAUCUCAAACCACAGAAAAAAAAAAAAAACUGAUAAGAAAACUGAGCUGCAUCUUCAGAAGGAUGAUUAAAAGUCAAUAUGCCAAGAAAAGGAAAGAGGAGUGAAUCACAGAAACAGCGCAGAAAGCUACAGUCUUCAUUGGGCACCAGUAACAGUACCAACUCUGUAUCAGGUAUGAGUGAUGAAAACCCGUAUGUGCUGUCUGUUAAAGCGUCUCACUGUCAGACCGAUGUGAGGUACAGUGUGUAUUCCAGAGGGCGUCAGUGUACUUGUAAUUCCUUAAUAUUCCUAGCAGUCCAUAGUGAAAGAAAUGAGCUACAGAGUUUCGAUUUAGAUAGCAUUUUACAGAAAGGUGAUGCAGUCUACACUAAUGUCAAACGAGCUCUGCAGAGCAAAGGACAAUUUGUGGGUAAUUUUCUAAAUUUUGAUGAGCUACCGCAGACAAUUCAGACAAACUCUCGCUGCUACAACAUCCUGAAACAUCCCCAGAGGUUUGGAUUUCUGAGAGAUACACCUGCACUAGGCAACUAUGAAAAUCUUGAGAAUACUUUGCAGUGUCUCAGAGCUGAAGUGAGUGAUGCUUUGCUGUUGUGUGGAUGCUCUUGCAUCGCUGUAUUCAGAGAUCGAUCAGGGAGGUUUGGUUAUUUUGAUUCUCACUGCAGAUCAAUAUAUGGAAUGCCUGUUGAAGAAGGCACAGGCACAGCGGUAUUCCUGACGUUUUAUCAAUUAUCGGAUCUUGUGGACAGACUUUUACUAUUGUUUCAAGGGUGUUUCGAUAUGAGAGACCAGGAAGAGUUUGAGCUGCUGCCUGUAUCAUUCAUUAGCAUGAUGACUGAAAGCUGUGUACGUACUGAAGUCUCAUUUGAGAACAGAGCUAUGUCAAAUGAUGAACAAUGCUCAUCUGCUGAUGCCCCACAACAGUAUUUAGAAGUCAAAGAUCCAGCACAACAACUAUCUGACACUUCUGUUAACAGAGCCACAUCAAUUGAUGAACAAGCCCACUUGACUGAAGUCUCCCUGAACUGCUGUGACCUUGAACUUAAUGUGCAACCAUCUGUAUCGUUUGAGAAGAAAGAUCUGUCAAACGAUGAACAAUGCUCAUCUGCUGAUGCCCCACAACAGUAUUUAGAAGUCAAAGAUCCAGUACAACAACUAUCUGACACUGCUAACACAGUCACAUCAACUGAUGAACAAGCCCACUUGAUUUAUCAAGAUAAAAUGGAAGUUCAAACUACUGUUGUUCAAAAUCAAGACAAAUAUAAAAAUGUACCAUUGAGUGAACUUUCUCAUAACAUACUGUCACAGGAUCAAUUGCCAUUUUCAGCUCCAAAUCACCAGAAUUCACAUUUCACAGUCAAGCAGACAGAAAAGCUGAACAAGACUCAAAAGCGAAAGUCUUACUAUAAAAAAUGGUACAAAGAAAUGGUUCAGAGGCAAGGUGAUUAUGACAAAAAACAGGCUGUACGUGAAGUCUAUGAUUAUAAAACAAGUAGUGAAUACAGACAAAGACAUAACCAAGCCAUGAUGAACAACUAUUGGAAUAAAAUUACUUAUAGAGAAAAACACAAAGAAGCAAUGAAAAACAACUAUAAAAAUAAUGAAAAAUACAGAGGGAAUAAAAAGAGUAAAAUAACAUUGAAUUACAAGAAUGAUGAACAAUACAGGGAGAGACAAAAGAAUUAUAUCAUUCAGAAUUACAGAAAUCGGGAACAGUUCAGGGAGAGACAAAAGAAUUAUAUCAUUCAGAAAUACAGGAAUCAGGAACAAUUCAGAGAGAGACAAAAGAAUUAUAUCAUUCAGAAUUACAGAAAUCGGGAACAGUUCAGGGAGAGACAAAAGAAUUAUAUCAUUCAGAAUUACAAGAACAAUCCUAAAUAUGAGAAAAAGCAUAAGCAACAUCUUGUUGACAGAUAUUUAAAAGAUCCCAUUUUUAGGCAAAGGCAAAAGGACCAUUACACAAACCGAUGCAAAAAUGAUCCUAAUUUCUAUAAAAAAAGGAAGGAAAUUUUUAAACAGCAUUAUCAAUGUGAUGCUCAUUUUAGGGUUCGUCAGAAAGAAUAUAAUUUAUUCAAAUCUAAAUGCAAAACAUCUGCGCUUAAGGUACUUCAAAAAGUACAUUGUGCACAAGAGAUACAGUACAAAUACAAAAAAAUGUAUUUGAUGCGCUGGCAAAGAGAAACAUUACAAGAUAAACAGCAUGACAUAGUACAAGAUCCAGGCAUGUUAAGAGCCUUAAAUGUUUUCAGAGAUGUUAUAAAACAGGGGCCAACUUAUGUCUGCACAUGCUGUGCCAGAGCACUCUUCUCCAAUCAAGUGCGUAAUUGUGAAUUGCAUAAAUAUAAACAAAAUCCUACAGUUGCUGCACUUUGCUUGACUGGAAACUAUGUUCACAUCUGCUCUGACUGCCCUGAUCGAUGUGCCUUGGAGAACAUGAAAACAGAAUGGAUCUGUCACAGCUGCCAUACGACGCUUUUGAGAGGUCUAAUGCCAGAUAUUGCUGUAGCUAAUAUGCUUCAGUUCACCCCCAUUCCUUCAGAACUGUGUGAUUUGAAUAUUCUAGAAAGACAUGUCAUUGCAAAGUACAUUCCCUUUGCGAAAAUUUUAACACUUCCUAAAGGCCAACAGAAAGCUAUAAAAGGAGCUGUAAUUUCUGUUGCAUCUGAAGUGGAAACAACAGUAAAUUGUUUACCAAGGCCCAGAAGUGAAUCACAGCUUCUUACAGUGAAACUGAAAAGACGUCUGUGCUACCAAGGUCACUAUCAGUUUCAGACUUUGAACAUGCGUAAGGUCUUGUCUGCUUUAAGUAAACUAAAGGAAAUGCAUUCAGAAUAUAAAGAUAUCAUCAUUAAUGCAGCACUCUCAGAAGAAGAAAUGUUCAAUGAGCAUGAACAGUCCGCAAAUGACGUCAGUGUUCCUGAUGAGGAAAUGGAUGUUGAGAGCAGCAGUCAAAAUGAGAAUACUGAAGAACAGAGCAAUGAGAAUCAACACAAUGAUUUAAGUGAUGACCCUGAGAAUACUGCAGAAGAGCAAUCAAGAGGCCUUGCUUUGGAUACAUGUCUUCAGCCCCCAGAUCUUGGUCAGCAGCUGUUGUCUUAUGAUGACGGAAUAUUUUGCAUUGCCCCAGCAUCGAAAAAUAGUCCUGUUAGCAUUUUCAAAGUUAAAAAACUUGAAUCAAUGUCUUUCCCGGUUCAAUUCCCUGAUGGGAAAAAUACCUUUGAUGAGCCUGACAGAGCAAAACAUGUUUCCCCCAGCAGAUACUUUAACACAAGGCUAUUUUCUAUUGACAAUCGCUGUGCAAGAGACACAAACUACAUCUUCUUCGCUCAGUUUGUCACUGAAAUGCAUAUGGCCACAUCUAGUAUGUCUAUCCAGCUGAGAAAAGCAAAACCCAUGACCCGUGAUGGACGCAGAAUAAACUGUUCACUGCUGCAGGACAAACAGGAGUUAGAAAAGCUUGUGAAUAAUAAGGAGGCAACACGUUUCAUGCAACCAUUAAGAGGGACUCCAGCAUACUGGGAGAAAACUAUGCGUGACUUAUUUGCUAUGUUGAGACAACUGGGCACUCCCACGUUUUUCUGUACAUUUAGUGCUGCUGAGAUGAGAUGGCCUGAAGUGAUUACUGCUAUUAAAGCACAACAAGGUGAAACUGUGAACUUUGAUGAAUUAGACUGGUCUGAAAAAUGUGAAAUCCUGAGAAGCAACCCAGUCACAGCCAUGCGCAUGUUUGAAAAACGUGUUGAAGCCUUAAUGAGGGAUCUAAUCAUGUCACCCGCUCGGCCUAUCGGUGAGGUAAUUGACUUUUUUUACAGAGUAGAAUUUCAGUUACGUGGGUCUCCGCACAUUCACUGCUUAUUUUGGGUGAAAGAUGCCCCAGAAUUCGAAAAUGAUGAAGAUCAGGAUGUUUGUGAUUUCAUUGAUAAAUAUAUAUCAUGCAAAUUACCAGAUCCAAACAAAGACCCAGAACUGCACAGAAUUGUAAGUGAAGUACAGAUGCACAGCCGUAAUCACUCCAAAUCCUGUAAAAAGAACAAGAAGCACUGCAGAUUUGGAUUUCCUAAACCACCCAUUAACAGAACCACAAUAACCCGCCCCAGACCUCCUCCUGCAGAAAAUUCUGAUGAUGAGAAUGGAUCAGAGGAAAGAGAUUAUGCCACCGUUGCAAAAGAACAGCUACAGAAGGUGUGGGAUCUACUGAAUGACUCAAGUCAGAGUUUUGAAACCAUUACACAGCUACUGAAUCAAGCAAACAUGACUUAUGAAGAGUAUGAGAAACAUAUCGAGGUGCUGUCUACAUCAAGUUUAAUAGUUAUGGAGAGACAACCACAGGACUGCUGGGUAAAUGGCUACAAUCCAAUGUUAUUAAGAGCUUGGAAUGCAAACAUGGACAUACAGUUCAUUCUGAACCCCUACAGCUGUAUCAUGUACAUGCUCUCGUACAUUUCAAAAUCUGAACAUGAGAUGAGUGACUACCUGAAGAGAGUGGUAAAAGACUCAAGCCAUGAUAACCUGUCUGACCGUGAGUGCAUGAAACAGGUCAUGAAUGCCUAUUCAAAGAACAGAGAAGUCAGCGCUCAAGAGGCAGUCGCUCGCACAUGCAGUCUGAAAUUGAAAUCAUCAUCGCGUUCUGUCAUUUUCAUACCCACUGAUGACAAUGCUGUAAAGAUGAGUUUACCAAUGAGGUACUUACAGACCAUGGAUGAUGAUGUGGAGAAUGUGUGGAUGACAGGAUUGCCAGACAAGUACAAGGCAAGACCCAAUAGGCCUGAAUUUGAGAACAUGUGCCUGGCAGAAUUUGCAAGUGAAUACCGCAUUGUUUAUGGAGGACAGACAAAAGGUAAAAAUGUUUUGCCACUUCAAAAAAAUAUGGGACGCAUACAGAAAAGAACAAGGGGAAAGCCUGCUGUUAUUAGAUUUGCUCGUUUUUCACAAGAAAAACAUCCAGAAAAAUUCUAUGGAACUCUUCUAAAACUUUACCUACCAUAUCGCAGAGAUGAACAGCUGAAGUCCACAAGAUUCUCCACAUAUGAAUCAUUUUAUGCAUUUGCUUCAGUAAAACUACCAGGCACUGAUGAACUACAGCGUGUGUUCGACAUUGUGAAUGAAAACCGUAAGAAAUAUGAAAAACAUAAUGAGGCUAUAGAAAAAGCAAUCGAGGAUUUUGAACAGAAUGGGCCAAUUGAAGAUGCAUGGACUACACUGGCACCUGCAAAUGAAAUGAUCAGAUUGGAGAGCAUUAUGGAGCGUGAACCCACUGAUCCUAAUGAAGUGAAUGAGCAAGAAGACGUUCCUGAAUACACAGCAUCUACCUCUGUCAGUAACACAGCUAUGCCACUCAUGGAAGUUACCCAGCUAAAUCAUGCUCAGAUUCGCAGAAUGUAUCAGAGCUUGAAUCAAACACAAGCUUCCAUAUUUUAUGCUGUGCGAGAUUGGUGCAAAAGAUGUGUUUCUGGUGAAAGCCCACAACCAUUUCUGUAUUUUUUGAAUGGAGGAGCCGGAGUUGGUAAAUCACACGUUAUUAAAUCUAUUUAUGCAGAAGCAUCCAAAAUCCUGCGUAGGCUUCCAUGCAUGCGAGAGCAUACUGACAUUUCACAGCCUACUGUUCUUUUAACCGCAUUCACAGGCACUGCAGCCUUUAAUAUCUCCGGUAAAACACUGCACUGUCUUUUGAAGCUCCCAAGAAGCUUGAAGCCUCCUUACCAAGGCCUGGGAAACAGCUUGGAUGAAAUGAGGGCGGACCUUUCUAAUGCACAUAUUUUAAUUAUUGAUGAAAUCUCAAUGGUGUCAAAACAGUUGUUUGCAUAUGUGAACUGGAGACUGCAACAGAUUAAAGGAAACCAGAAACCUUUUGGUGGAUUGUCCAUACUCGCUGUUGGUGAUUUUUUCCAGCUGCCACCACUUGGAAGAGCAAAACCACUCUGUGUAUAUGAGGACCAUGUGCUGGACUUCUGGAGAGAUCAUUUUCAAAUGAUAACACUGACACAGAUAAUGAGGCAGAGAGAUGAUCUUGCAUAUGCUGAGCUACUCAAUCGUCUGAGGGUGAAACAGAAGCAAGCAAAACUGACUGAUGCAGACAAGUGCAUGUUAGAAGCGGUCAUAAGAUCAUCCCCUGAAGAGUGUCCUAUUGAUGCAUUACACAUCUAUGCAACUAAUAAAGAAGUAGACAGUCAUAAUUCUGAAGCCAUAUCCUCGCGCUUUUCAGAUAUCAUUAACCUUGAUGCGCAUGACUAUAAAAAAGAUCCACGAACAGGUGAGAUGAAAAGGCAAGCUGUUCCAUUAAAAGGCGACAAACAUGAUCUAAUUGAUACACUACAGAUUGCUAUUGGUGCACGUGUGAUGCUUACUAGAAAUAUUGAUGUAGAAGAUGGUCUGGUUAAUGGAACUUUUGGCAAUGUUGCAAAAAUAACAGCUCAAACUCGAGGUGGUGUUCCUGUUGUUCAAUCAAUUGGUCUUCAUCUAGAUAAUGUGACUGCUGGACAGAAACAUCGCAACAUAGCACCCGAUGGAGAUGACAAUAUUGUCUAUAUUGAGAGGUCAGAGGAACCACUAAAAAAAAAAGGAACAGUUCGAAGGCAAUUCCCCAUGAAACUUGCUUUUGCUUGCACAAUCCAUAAAGUCCAAGGAAUGACAACAGAUUGUGCUGUUGUAUCUCUGAAGCGCAUAUUUGAAUCAGGCAUGGCAUAUGUUGCACUCAGCAGAACAACAACACUCAGCGGACUGCACAUUACUGACUUUGAUGAAAAUAAAAUUUUCUGUGAUCCAGAGAUAAAUGCCUCCUUGGAGAACAUGACAAAAGCAGAUUUUCAGAAUAUUCAACCCAUCCUUCACAUUGUACAAGAUUCAAAAAUAAAUUCUGCUCUUAAAAUCAUUCAUCAUAACACAGAGGGACUGGAGUGUCAUUUAGAUGAUUUGAAAUGCCAUCAUGAACUUUUACUGGCUGAUGUUUUGUGUCUCACCGAAUCACACCUGUCAGGCUCAGCUGUUCCUGCAUACCUCCAGCUGGAUGGAUACACCAUGUACAAACGCAACAGACAUGCAUCCUACACAAACUACGCCCAUUUGGCAAAUAAGAAAGGUGGUGGAGUGGCAAUUUAUGUGAAGAACAACUUUCAAGUUUCUCCUCUGAUGUAUAUACAGAAUGUCACUGACCUGGAAUAUUUGGUUUUGAAGAUAAAAGCCCCCAAACAAGCACUUCUUGCAGUGAUUUACAGACCACCCAGUUAUAAUUUAGCAGAAUUUUUGGCAAACCUGAAUGCCCUCUUGACAUCUCUGGAGAUCAUGGAUUAUAGGCCCAUUAUAGUGUGUGGAGACUUUAAUGAAGAUCAGCUGUCUCAUCACAACAAACCUAUUCUCAAUCUGUUUGAAGAUAAAGGAUACAAUCAGCUAAUCAGCACCGGUACAACAGAAAACAACACUCUUCUGGAUACUUUUUUCGUAAGUGGUGCACACUCAAACGUAAGAGCAGGAGUUCUACAGACAUAUUACAGCUAUCAUGAUCCUGUGUAUUGUGUUUUAGAAUAAAUACAUCACAUAUAAAAGCCUGCAUAGAUCUCUCACACUUUUGUAACUUUAUUUAAUGAUUUUGAGAAAUACAAAUAGAAUACAAUCAAAUUCAGUGUAUAUUACUAAACAUCGCAUUCUGUGUUUAUUUCAUGUGUGCAUGUGUGUGUGAAUGUGUUAAAUAGGGAAGGGGUGUUUGUGUGUGUGAGAGAGAGAGAGCGAGAGAGAGAGAGAGAGUAUGAGUGUGUUAGAUAAAGAAUGAAUGGAGAGUGAAUGUCCUUUCCAAGGAUCGCCACCUUGACGUGGUGGAAAGGCUUGUGUGUUCCAGUGAUCCCAAGCGUAAGUCAUUCUGGAGCUUUUCUCUCCAGUUUGUCAUGCUUAAGGGUGAGGUUCCAGACUAAGUGCGAUCCAGAUGGGCAUAAACUAAAUAAAAUUAUAUUUUCAGCAUAAUUACCUGAGUUUGUCUUUCUUUUGCAUACAUAAACUUAGAAGAAAAUUUAAAAUGUUUAGUCUAUUCAUAACAUGAAUCUCAAUGGUGUCAAAACAGUUGUAUUGUAAUAAUUUGAAAUGAGAGAUGAUGCAUACAUCUGUGAAGGUAAAAAUAUGCCUUUAUAAAGGUAAAUAAAAUUAUGCAGAUUUUAGAAGUUCACUAAUAACAUAAUAUAUCACAGCAAUGAUAUUUUGUUUUAUUUUUAAUUUAAACACAUUAAAUAUGACAUAUAGA
Messenger RNA from Carassius auratus (goldfish), 9006 nucleotides. RefSeq lists its product as uncharacterized. The transcript is spliced from 2 exons. The record is from RefSeq and is a predicted model, not a curated record. Gene Ontology annotation, molecular function: DNA helicase activity. Lineage: Eukaryota; Metazoa; Chordata; Actinopteri; Cypriniformes; Cyprinidae. The coding region runs from base 864 to 8303 and encodes 2479 amino acids. Gene Ontology annotation, biological process: DNA repair; telomere maintenance.